Molecule: messenger RNA, 6295 nt
Organism: Varanus komodoensis (Komodo dragon)
Lineage: Eukaryota; Metazoa; Chordata; Lepidosauria; Squamata; Varanidae
Gene: ITPKA
Product: inositol-trisphosphate 3-kinase A
Exons: 7
Coding region: 333-1667 (444 amino acids)
Biological process (GO): inositol phosphate biosynthetic process
Cellular component (GO): cytoplasm; nucleus
Molecular function (GO): inositol-1,4,5-trisphosphate 3-kinase activity; inositol tetrakisphosphate kinase activity
Source: RefSeq, a predicted model, not a curated record
GGGGCCUGGCGGCAGCGUGGAGCGAGAGCCGCGAGUAAGCCAUAUGGGGCGGGAUGCGGGCCGGUUGGGCAAUCCGAGCGGCUCCCCAGGGAUGAGUCAGAGCAGGCUGGGGUCCGCCUGACGGGACGCGAGUUGGCCAUGCUCGCCGGGCGGCGAAGGCGACUGCUCGAGCUUCCCCGCGAGGCAGCAACUGCAGCUUGUCGCCGCCGCCGCACCGGACUCGCCGCCGCCUCCUCCUCCUCCGCGCCCCCUCGGCUCGCAGUUUUCGCGGCGCUCUUCGACAGGCGCCGGGCGCCAGCAGCUCCGUCUUCGCUCCCGUCUCCUCCCGCUCCAUGGAUCGCAGGGGAGCCCGCGACGGCAGCCCGGAGCUGGGCCGGGCCAAGCGGCUGAGCGUGGGGGAGCUGCGCUCGCUCUUCGAGGCUCGCUGUGCGACGACGAGCGGGCAGCUGCCCGAGCCGGCCAAGAAGAGCUGCCGGCCGCGCAACGGGGUGCUGCAGCCGGUCAUCCCGCAGCUGACCGUCACUGCGGAGGAGGACGGCCAGGAGGCGCAGCGCAGCCCCGUCGGACUCCCCCGCGCAGAGCCGGACGGCGCUUGGCUGACGACGGAGAGCUCGCUGCACUUGCUGCAGUCCUCGCGGCGCCUCUCCACGUCGUCGCUCUCCUCCACCGGCUCGUCGUCGCCCUUCGAGGACUCCGAGGAUGACCUGCUGAGCGACACGGAAGGCAGGAGCCAGGGCAUCGUGCAUCUGGAGCACGGCGAGGAGACGCACCAGAAAAAAGCCUGGCAGACAAUAAAAACAAUUGUCAGUUUGCCAGUCAUCAGCCCCUUCAAGAAGCGCUACUCUUGGGUGCAGCUGGCUGGCCACACAGGGAGUUUCAAGGCAGCUGAUCCUGGGACGAUCCUGAAGCGCUACUCUGAGAAUGAGGAGAAGUGUUUUGAGCUGCUGAUGAAAGAUCCACUGAGUUCCUGUGUUCCUGUCUUCCAUGGUGUGGUAGAGCGAGACGGAGAGUCCUAUAUACAACUGGAUGACCUUCUAGCUAAUUUUGAAGGGCCUUGCGUGAUGGACUGUAAGAUGGGAAUCAGGACAUAUUUGGAGGAGGAGUUGACUAAAGCACGUGAGAAACCAAAGUUACGCAAGGAUAUGUAUAAGAAAAUGAUCGAUGUGGACCCCCUGGCGCCCACUGCUGAGGAGAACACGCAGCAUGCAGUGACCAAACCCCGGUACAUGCAGUGGAGGGAGACCAUCAGCUCCAGUGCCAACUUGGGUUUCAGGAUUGAGGGGAUAAAGAAGGCUGAUGGGACUUGUAACACAAACUUCAAGACAACCAAGUCACAGGAGCAAGUUUUCCAGGUUUUUGUGGAAUUCAUUAAAGGAGAUACAGUUAUAUUGAGAAAAUAUUUGAAGCGUCUGUAUGAAAUUCGUGGUGUCCUUGAGUCUUCAGACUUCUUCAAACGGCAUGAGGUAAUUGGAAGUUCACUGCUGUUUGUGCAUGAUGACAGAGGACAUGCCAAUAUAUGGCUCAUAGAUUUUGGAAAGACUACGCUUCUCCCAGAUGGACAGACCUUGGAUCAUAGGAUCGCUUGGCAGGAAGGAAACCGGGAGGAUGGCUACUUAUUUGGACUGGACAAUUUGAUUAAUAUUUUAGAAAGUAUCUUGGAGAGAUGAGAGAGACUGACUCAGGGUCACUGAAGGACUGCUCCGUAAAGUGUAACUUUUCCAGAAUCAAUCCCUCAGUCAGAGGGAAGCUCCUUGCCAGAGUUUGGGGGACAUCAGGAACUCAGGGGACAUCAGGAAACAGGUGCCGGCUGCCAAAAGAGAUGGGAACCGAGAACCCGUCUGUGAUGAUCCCUGGGGGACCUGAGCAAUCCAUGGUUAGCAAUGAGUUCUCAAUGCUAGCUUCAGAUUAAUGGAACAAACAGAAUGAAUCCUGAACAUUUAGACAUUGGACUGGGCCAACUGCUUACUGGUGAACCAAGUAAUUCUGGGUUGCCUUUUAGUGACCAAGAGUAAAAGUUGCUUGGAGGAUGUAAGAUGGAAAAGAUCAAAGGGCUCCUCUAAAAGGAGCCGUCUUCAAAAAUAACCGACAUGCAUCCUUAUUCACUCUAGUGCAUAGACAGGGAUGUUCGCAUUCCAUGCAUUCACUUGUGUGCCAUACAGCUUGGAACUUGAUAUAGAAUUUAUAGACUCUCAGCCUUCUUUUUCUUAAUAUAAAAUCUAGUUGCCAUGGUGAUGCAGGAAAGUUUGAUAGUGCUCACAAAGUGUUGCUGUAACUUCAGAAUCCAAAGGUUACCUUGGGCUUCUAGGAACCAAUGAAAGGGCUUUUGCACCCGGUGCAGCUACUUGUUUGCUCUAUACCCUUUUGUGCCUCCUCGUCUCUCUUCUCUGCCAGUCCAUGUUUGCUCUCCCUCUUCCAUCAUUUGCAUUUCUACGCCAGUCCUUGCCAAAACAUUGUGCAACUUUCCAGCACAAAAAACAAACCCCACCCAAAAAGUGGAUACAAAUGUAGUACGAACUUAGUAUCUUUGAAACUCAAAUAAUUGUGGGCAGGAUUGCAGUUCUAAGAAAAAUCCAUGUGAAAGACAUGAAUCAGCAUGAGCUCAGAAUUUGGUUUGAAUGACUGUCCUUCCCGUGCUUACUGAGCUGUCUGGUUUUUACUUUACCUGUUGGAGAGGAGCUGUCCUACCUUCAGGAAGUAAAGGCUAAAAAUGAGGGAUUCUGAUUUCCCUUUGGUAUUGCGUUAGUGUCUCUUGAUGAUUCAUAGUAUGUUCUAAUCUUCACCUGAGACUGUGCUAAGAUCACUACACAUUCCCGAGAAAGAUCACCUGUGUGUUCUGAAGGCGGUUUAGGCACUCUUUGGUGGUUGGUGAUGGCCCAGUUGACCUCUUGCCAGCUGGCUUGAAUUUACUAGCAAGCGGAUUGCUUGUUAGUAAGUGAAACAAGUACUAACAAAUGCUGUUGACACUGAAGUGCUCCACAUCCGAGGCGUCAGAGCCUGAGUUGUGUUGCUUUGCUUGCUAAAUGGUGCUACUUCUUGAUUCUUCCAGAUCUGCCACUUUUACUUGAGUUUAUCAGCAGAACUCUGCAAGCAUUAAAAAAAGUUAUCCCCAUCAGAGAGCAAUGUGUUGUGGACCUGAGAGGUGUAACACACUUCACUGGGACAGAUUAUUAAAGAUCGGCUAUCGAAUGAUUGUGGUAUUGGUCCAUUCCAGGCAGGUCUUUCUGGAAUAGGGGUGAAGUUGUAAAAAGUUUGCCUUCGACUUCUCUUGUCUGAAACCAUGCAAUGCCAAAAUGGUCCAUUUAAUGACUACAGGUCCCCUCAAGAUGAGGAACAGUUGGACCUGAGACCUGAUAAUCUCCACAAGCCCAAGAUUCAAAUGCCAGAUUUGUACAGAAACUGAAAGUAGUCUCUCUCUCUACAGCAACUGGUUAUUUUAACAGUUAACCUGAUGUCAACUGUGAAGAUGAUGGUUUAUGUGAUAGGGAAAUGCUGUCGUACAAAUGCCUUCUUCCUGAAAGAAGAGCAGAGCUUAAAGCCACAAUUCAUGGUGGACUGAUCCCUGAGAAUGCAUUCUUCUGUAUUCACUGGCCCAGCCAUUCAGUUCCAGAAAUUCCGUGAUGCUUAAUGAGUCACUUCCUUCCUUAUAGACUGUACUCCAGAGCUCCAUCCAUGCAUAUUCCAUAAGAGGAUGCAAGGAAACUAGUUGCUCUUAUGUUGUAGCUCAUGCGGUCUCUGUGUGGCUGUUCUGGUGAAUCCUGCAUGAUGAAGCCUGCUGCAUAUUCCACCCCCCCCCCCCAGGGACUGUGGGCUCCUAGUGUGAUUAACAUUGUCAUCAUGUAGCCAUGCACGAAACUUCAGUGGCCAGAAUGGCUAAAAUGUAUAUUUCCAAUAUUUAUCCUCAAGCGUGUGGGGUUUUUUUGCCAUGAGCACCCCACAUUUGUUCACCUGUUCUCAGUUGGUGCGCUUUGCUAACAAAGUGAGACUUCCUUUCCUCUGCCAUUGCAAUCUUGUCACAAGACUGGCUUCAGUGGCAACAGCAGCUCUGUCCCUGCUGGCUGCAGAAGGUCUGCUGAGACUUCCUGAUGGGGCUUGUUGCUCUCCCUGGUCAAGAUUUGCUGAUGUCAAGCUAUACGAAGCUGUCACAUGCAACAGAAAGAAGCUACUCCAGCUAUUCUGGCUCAUGCUUGUUCUCAGGAAAUGCACACAAAAGUGUUACCAAAUUCUUGACCAAAAGGUUACAGAUUGCUUAAAACAUUUAUUUGUUUUGGAAUUCAAACCCAAUGCUCAAGAGGUUUCAAUUGUUCGUAGCAACCCUUGACUGGUGAUUUAUUAAAGCAAACGAAGAUUGCAAUUCGUCGCUAAUGGGCCAUAGUUGAAGAAACAUAGGAGAAGGUUAAAAAGCCAUCUAGCAGAGUGGAUGAAGUACGAUUUUGAAUGCUAAUUAGAAACAAGAUUGAAAAUAGUGAUUACUAAAGCAUCAUUUUAUUUUUUGAAAACAUCAUUCAUCUAUAAAGGCCCUUUACUUAUUUAAUGGGAAACCACUCGCAUAUCUAUACCCUGCUGCUGCUUGUGCAUGUGAGUGUUGGAAAGGAGGCUGGCCAGCCGCACGCUGGUAUGAGCAGCAAACCUGUUUCCAAAUAGUCCCUUUGCUCUACUAGAGGGCCUGCUUUACAGUAGUGGUCUCCAGAUGGUGGUUUGCAAGGGAUAGCUGACAGCCCGAUGCCCUCCACAUGUUUUGUACCACAUACCCAAUCAGCCACAGUUAAUGUGGCUAAUCACAUAGGGUCAUGGGAGCUGCACUCCAGAAUUACCUGGAUAGCACUAGCUUGUGCCCCCCUCCCCCAGGUUUGGAAGGGAGUCUUUGCGGAGGGGUGUGCGUGGUGAGAUCUUGUUGCUUGACAGUCUUUAUUUGGGCCUAUCCCAAAGUUUCAAGGUGGGUUCAGUAUAAAAGCAAACAAGCAAUCAGCAUUACACUACAACAGUACUGCAAGCAACAUUUAAAAAAAACCCCUCUCCCUUCUCUAUCCCUGCGGAGACAACACUUCCUCACUGUGGUCACCAUGCAUCACACACAUGGGUGCUGCGCCCACGCAGUGCCACUUUUGGGAAGAUUGCUCUAGCUGAGCCUAGAAUUUUUGGCGGGAGCCCUGCCCACCCUCCCCAUUAUAUGACUAGGCGGGCUCCUGCCAUUUCCCCAGUUUCCUUUCAACUGCUGUUUGCAUGGGGAUCCCUAGCUUUCAGUGUCCUCAGCAUAGCUGUUGAGAGGACUGGCCUUCCACACCCAGCAGCCCCUCUUCCAUCUUUGCCAGCUCUGUGGUUUACCCAGCUGCAGUGCUGCCUUCUGCUUCCCUUCUCACCAUCACGCCAGCCAGCCCGGCCUGGGUUUCACAACGUCUACAAGCUGGUUUUGGUUGCCUUGACGAUCGUGUCCCUUGCCUUGGCCUAGAGCACCAGACUCCUGCUCUUCACCUCUGCCGUUCUCAGCAGCAGGAAUGGCAGGAAAGUCUUGCCCAUCUGUUGCUGAUGUUUGGAACUGCAGAAGGCAAAGGUGACUCUUGAAAAGACCUGAUCAAGAGAGCUGGUGACUUGUACUUUUAUUUCAAAUGGAAAAGGAAAUUGUAUGCUGGAAACUGGUGAAGGGAGAAAAUAGGUGCUAUAGAACAUUGUAUGGAGCUGGAAGAGCAGAACAGCGCCCCCCAGUCUGUGGAUCCAUCUUUUUCCGCCGCUUUAAAAUGCAAAUGGAGACAUGCCUACCUCACAGGGUUGUUGUGAGGAUCCAUAUGCUCUUUUAAUGCAUGUACUUAGAUUUGUGGAAGAAAAGUGCAAUACAGAGAACUGUAUGGAAUUUGUGUAACUAUGAAACAGAAGGGGUCAUGAGCCAUUAAAGGAUUUAAAAUUGUGGAAACUUCGAUCCAGAAAGGGCAGUUGUACCUUUGAGAUUCAGUGAGAAAAUUUUACUAAAGGGCUGAUCCUCUCCUUCUGUUGAAUUCCAUGAGUAGACUUGAGUGAUGGGGGAUCAUUUUUCAAAUGAUCAUGAGCCCGGUCUGUGCCCAUCUAGUCAGAAAAAGCCUUAGGACUUUUUCUGACUGAGUAGGCAUAGAAUUGUGCCUUAUUUUGGCAACAGUUCUACUUUUGACUGCAAACCAGACAAAAAAAGCUUGUUUCAUCAAUAGAGGAUGUUGCUCUGAACACUAAAGUGCAAACAAUAUACUGAUUCUGCCAUCUUAACUAUAUAGAUUGAGAACCUUAGUAUUUCCAAGAUGUGCUAUAAGAAAUAAAUUUAACUGAAAACGCA